Molecule: messenger RNA, 1494 nt
Organism: Theileria orientalis strain Shintoku
Lineage: Eukaryota; Apicomplexa; Aconoidasida; Piroplasmida; Theileriidae
Exons: 1
Coding region: 1-1494 (497 amino acids)
Source: RefSeq, a predicted model, not a curated record
AUGAAUACUCGCAAUAUAUACUUUGCUUUAUUCCUAUGUCUAUUGGGAUUUAAGGGGUGUUAUGCUGAUGAUGAUGAUACAACAAUUAAACUAGAAGAUACUAAGGGGACAUCAUCAACCCAUCCAGCUGAAGAAAGCUCUGGAGAACAAUCAAAACCUAAGGUUACUCCAAUUACAUUUGACAUAAAUGAUCAAAAGGAAUCUAAUCAAAUUAGAUACCAAUAUGACUCGUCAGAGGACAGCCACACCUUCGAAACUAAGGAGGGAUUCGCAAUAGAGAAGGUUUUGAAAGGUACUACAGUUCUUUGGGAAUCCAAAGAUUUUGGAGGUCAGUAUGGUAGUAGAGUAAUAAUUAAAAGAGAUGCAAAUGGAGAAAAGACAUUUAUUGUAGAUUACAUUACUACCAUCCCCAAAGAUCAAGACAAGGAAACUUACUUUAAGGGUGUUACAACAGAUUCUAAAGCUACUGAAAUUGACUUAGCCAUUCCUCACACAGAAUCUGACUCUGAUGAUGAAGAACAUAUAUCAACUAAUCUCGUGGUCCUCAAUUUAAGUGAUAAAGUCACGAACCAUAUUGUUCAUUACGAACAGUUACCUAAUGGUGUCGAAAUAUUUACAGCAUUUGAGCCUUAUAGGUUUAUUUUGGUUACAAAGGGUAGUUAUACCGUAUGGAGAUAUCAGCACGGGCAAUACCCAAAUAAAGCUUACAUUCUCAAAGAUGAAAAUGCAAACCCCUAUUGUAGACUAGAAUUCCCCAAGCCGGAGCUAAAGAGUUUCAGACUACCUACUGUGAGAUCUGUUAAACUACCUCGAAAUGAUGAAGAACCGGUCGAAAUGGUGGAUAUACCUUAUAAUAUUGAUCCUGCUGUAAUGAAUCAACUUACUCAACGACAUAAAGUCGAUUUAGAUGUACACUCCAAGCUCAAUUCCUUUAACUGUGAUUAUCAAAGAAAAGGUCGUUCUCAUGUAUAUACAGCAAAGACAGGCUAUUUGUUUCACACUGUGAGGGUUGGCAACAUGUUCUUAUGGACUGCCACUGAUAUUAGAGAAUAUGCUCACAGGGUUGAAUUUUUCUCAUAUAAAUUUCCAGGGAUGUUUGAUGUUAACAUUUUCCACUUCCCUGGUGGUAAAAAGAAAUUUAUUAAGAAUGUGGGUCCAUGGAGACAGGUUGAAUUAUCCAGAUUAAACUUAUACACAGUUAACGUCGACUCUGUGUUUGAUACAUUUGGUUAUGUUAAUAGCUUUGAUGGCACAUUCGGAGUAUUCGAUGCCAAGAGACCUUUCCUUUUUGACAGAAUUAUCAAAUAUAAUGGACCUGGUUCUAACGUAACUAACAUUUGGCAAGCCAGGAAUUAUACUGAAUAUGUUAAAAGAGUGGUUAUAGAUGGCGCACAUCCUUAUCAGAACACAAACUUCAUUCUGCUUGUAAUGAACGACAACAAAAGGAAAAUCUUGCUUAGAUUGAAUGGUAUAUGGACUGAAGUGCCGUACUGA